Messenger RNA from Sycon ciliatum, 609 nucleotides. RefSeq lists its product as uncharacterized. The transcript is spliced from 6 exons. The coding region runs from base 14 to 586 and encodes 190 amino acids. NCBI's taxonomy places the organism in Eukaryota, Metazoa, Porifera, Calcarea, Leucosolenida, Sycettidae. The record is from RefSeq and is a predicted model, not a curated record.
GUGCUACAUUCUCAUGCAUCCAGAGAAGGUACACACUCUCCUACCCAACCUGAACAUCGAUAGCUAUGUUCGCACUCAGGACGGCAACUUGACAGACGUGUCACGCACUACUGCAGUACAGGCAGUUGUUGGAUGCUUGGUGGACACCAAGGGAAGACAGGCCAGUAUCCAGUGCGUCCGGGACAACAUGGUGGAGUUGGACGUCAGCGAGUGUCAUCGUCUCAUCAAGCUCAACCAUCCCAAACUCUGCUUGAUGCAAGCGUUGCAGCGCAAGGGACUGCCGCCUCCCGUGCUUCGUGUUACCGGUGGCCAGUCGGACACCGUCCUCACUCACAUUGUCUCCGGAGAUCGGGUACUCGCUGAAGUGCCGACGUCCAUGUCAGUGUCGCAAGAUCAACAACAUCACAUUGCAUGUCAACGAGCUCUUGUCGAUCACUUUCAGCGUGAGCUUGCCGACCUGCCAGUCCCGCACUCGAGUACGGAAUCGUCGGAGGAUCUCCAGUUCCGCAAGGAGAAUGAGCUCAACCUUGCUUACGAAGGCGAGAAGUCUGACUACACUGAACCCGGCUGGAAAGCAAGCGCAUGAAACCCUAGUCAUUACAACCCCAA